UGUCCCAGCCCGGGUUUGCCCCGACCCCGAAGUGCCACCUGCAGAAACCUCCCCUCCCCCGCCGCGCCGCACCGCGACCCGGGGAGGCGAUCUGCCCGCCCCGGGGCAGAGCCGCGUUCUCCUUUGUCCUGGAGGUUCUCUGCUCCGAGCCCAGACGGGAGGUGCGCGAGCUCGGGUUGCACUUGGCCAAAAGUUUAGUUUGUGGUGUGUCCCCGCUGCACAGCGGCAGCUUUUCCAGGGUGGGUGGCUGCCUAACUGGACUUUUGAUUCCCUGCGGCCAGUUACACAGUUAAAACAAAAGGGCUUCAAGCAGAAAGCCCCUCCUCGACACCACACUAAGCGCAAAGCUCACGGCGCAAGCCGUCUCGUGUGGUUCUUGUUUGAAGGCUUGAAGUACGGAAUACCCUCAGACUGUCGCUGGGGGAGGCUUGUGGUCCUUAGAAAUUUGUCAACAUAGUUGCCACUCUGGUCCUCAGAAUGAUGCUUUUCAUCAGUGCGUUUUCUCGUUGGGGGUGAUUGGAACCGGUUUUGAAAGGCUUUCCCGGAGGGUUUCUAGCACGAAAGCUGGUGAUCGUGGCAGGACAUUGAAUAGUUGACACUCGGAAGGGGUUACUAUGAAUGCAGUCGCCCCUUUCUCUCGCUCUUCAUUUGGUUUGGAUGCUCUUGAUGUUCCUCAAGUUCAUUCUUGAUCACCAAAGUAAAAUACAAGACGAGUUGGUGGCAUCUGGUUGCUUCCUGUGAACGGAGGAUCCCUCUGAACCUUUUGUGGUUCAGCUUUUCCUCUGAAGGAAACAUUUUCCUUCCGUCUUGAAGGUCCUUAUUUUAUUUAAGUUUGCCUUUUGUUGAUGACCCAAAUCAUGGGGAAGCGGCAAGCUGAAGCCAUUGGGAUCCGGUGGGGUUAAUGGCCUGGAACCAUCACCAACCCUGUCUUCCCGUCUGGGGCUUCCUGUGGGACCUCCUUCCUUCCUGGCACCUAGUGGAAUGGCCAGUCUUCCUGCUGCUGCCUUUUCGAUGACUCCCCGUGGGAAGGGUGCCUAAACUUAGCACGGUGAGCUGGGAAAGACUGGUCAGUCUGUAAGGCUGCUUGCUUUGAAUAUCUGCGACCUGACACGGCCUCUGCAGAGAGGGUUGUGAGGUAAUUUAUCUAACAGGCUAUAUCAAAUACCAAAACAUUAGCAGCAACCCCACCGGAUCCCAGAGGGAAAAAAGGCUUAAAAUGGAAGUUUUGGUAUUUGAUAUAUCAUCUAUAAAACUUAUCAUCUAUAAAACUACCAUCCUGUAACUCCUUAAAUUCCUUCACUUAGGACAUGUGUAUCCAAAAAAACCCAUUCACCAGUUACUGUUUCCCAAGUCAUACUUGUUGGAAAAUAUGUUUGUCUUGGUCUUAUGAUGACCUGUGACAUCAUAGUUUAUUUCUGGAUCUAUUUCCAUUGUCUUCCUGAUUUGAGGUUGUGGUUAGGAAGUAGUUUUUUCAUCUGUAAUCUGGAGCUGCUGGUCAGAUGAUUGAUGUAUUUCUGAAGUUGAUGGAUAUUGUAAAUUGUUCAUGCUCGGAAGUACAUAUUAGGUGGCCAGCAUCGAAAUAUUCAACCUUUCAGUGACGAGGAUGCAUCGAUUGAAACCAUGAGCCACUGCAGUGGUUACAGCGAUCCUUCCAGUUUUGCUGAAGACGGACCAGAAGUUCUGGAUGAGGAAGGGACGCAAGAAGACUUGGAGUACAAGCUGAAGGGCUUCAUUGACCUGACCCUGGAUAAGAGCGCCAAGACCAGGCAGGCGGCCCUCGAGGGCCUGCGGAGCGCCCUGGCUUCCAAGCUGCUCUCCGAGUUCCUCCUGGAAAGAAGGAUGACUCUGACCGACAGCAUCGAGCGCUGCCUGAAGAAAGGGAAGAGCGACGAGCAGCGCGCAGCCGCAGCCCUGGCGUCUGUCCUCUGCGUUCAGCUGGGCCCCGGGAUCGAAAGUGAAGAGGUUUUGAAGACCCUGGGACCGGUCCUGAAGAAAAUCAUUUGCGACGGAACAGCUAGCAUCCAGGCGAGGCAAACAUGUGCCACGUGCUUUGGCGUUUGCUGUUUCGUUGCCACAGACGACAUCACUGAGCUGUACGCGGCCCUGGACUGCCUGGAGAGCCUCUUCUCCAAGGCCGGCCUCAAGGAGAAGGACGCCCUGGUCCUCGGCAGCGGCCCCAGCAGCGGGCUCCCCGUCAGCGCGCUCCUGGCGUGGGCGCUGCUGCUCACCAUCUGCCCCGCCAGCGAGCUGAAGAAGAGGCUGGAGACGCAUUUCCAUAAGCUCCCGAGCCUCCUGUCUUCGGACGACGUGAACAUGAGGAUCGCGGCCGGGGAGACCUUGGCGCUGCUGUUGGAACUGGCCCGGGGCAUGGAGAGCGACUUCCUUUACGAGGACAUGGAGUCUCUGACCGAGAUGCUGAGGGCCCUGGCGACCGACGGCAAUAAGCACCGGGCCAAAGUGGACAAGCGGAAGCAGCGGUCUGUGUUCAGGGACGUGCUGCGGGCCGUGGAGGAUCGGGAUUUUCCAACAGAAACGGUUAAGUUUGGUCCUGAGCGCAUGUACAUCGACUGCUGGGUCAAGAAGCACACCUACGACACGUUCAAGGAGGUCCUGGGCUCCGGCCUGCAGUACCACCUGCAGGCGAACGAAUUCCUUCGCCACGUGUUUGAACUGGGGCCCCCGGUGAUGCUCGAUGCUGCAACACUGAAAACGAUGAAGAUCUCCCGCUUCGAAAGGCAUUUAUAUAAUUCCGCAGCCUUCAAAGCCCGAACAAAAGCUCGGAGCAAAUGUCGCGACAAGAGAGCAGAUGUGGGCGAGUUCUUCUAGAUUCACGCGAGAAGACCACUUCCUGGUCCCCAGUUCCUUCUUUUGUAAUUUCUCAUGUAUUUAAACUCUGUAGACAGUUUUUAUCGCGGGUCAACCUGGAUAGCUUUUGUAGCACGGGUUCGGUUACUUAUAAUUUAAUGUGUAGAUUGCAGCUGUGAGUUCUGAUUACGGACUUUUCUCUGUAAAUAUCAGUAAACCAUGAAGAAGGUGUUUGUGAUGUUUGGUCAUUUUUGUCUAUUUAUGAGGAAGCAAAAAUAGGGUAUUUCAUAAGAAAACUAUUAGCCAAGAUGAACUCUACCUACUGCGGUGUGUCAGACAUUGAUUUAAUGAUACCGAUAUUACAAGGCAUUUCAGAUCUUAGGCAAAUGAGUUCUGGAGACAAUUUUGGCAGCUAGUUUUUUCUGGAAAAGCUGCUGUGUUUUUAACUGUAAGUGGAAGCUGAUGCUUUUACCUGAUCCCUGGGACCCACGAAGGGAAGGCGGCCCAGCUGUGGGGCCAGCACCGUGACCGUGACACUAACCGCCUGUUGUGAGGCUCCGCGCUCUCCAUCCCCAAAUAAAGAUCUUUUCACACGAA
Myotis myotis is the source of this 3402-nucleotide messenger RNA. RefSeq names its product interferon related developmental regulator 1 (gene IFRD1). Lineage: Eukaryota; Metazoa; Chordata; Mammalia; Chiroptera; Vespertilionidae. The coding region runs from base 1621 to 2826 and encodes 401 amino acids. The record is from RefSeq and is a predicted model, not a curated record. Gene Ontology annotation, cellular component: nucleus. The transcript is spliced from 13 exons.